AUGAUGGGAACAGCACAGGAGGCUGAGUUUGCCUUUAAUUAUUCAGUCAAGCGACUUCUACAGUUCAGAUCAAGCUUGGAAGAAAAUGAACUUGCCAGAGAUCACAUGCAGAAGCGUACCAAACUACGUACAGACAAGUCAUGUGAUGUAGCUGCAGCGUCAAUUGAGUUAGUUGUAGUAAUUGUUGACCUGAAGAACGAGAGGAAUGAGGAUAAUGUCGGGGAUGUCCUGUAUGAUGAAGCUGUUGACCUGGCUUCACAGAUUAAUGAGAAAGGAGCUACAAAGUUUGAAGUUGUGGCCUCUGCUAAGUAUCAAGAACCAGACUCCUUACCGUCAAGCCCAGCAUCAGUCAAGAGUCGAAGUCGUGGGGAAUCUGUGUCAGAUGACGACUCUUGUGCUGAAAAGUACCCAGGUUGUCUGGUUGACUCAGAACGAGGUAAAAUCCCCACCUCUGCCUCGGUGGCAUCCUUUGACUCCUUCAGACCAGGCAGCACAUGGUCACUGGUUGGGGACUGGGACCACCUGAGCUUGAAAUCCUGUGUUGACAUUGCAUCCCGAAGCUUCUCGUCAGACAUCCCAGUUAUGGAACCAGCGUUUGAUCAGUUUUGCCCAAACCCUGUUACUCUCUAUCAAGACAUUACUAAGCAUCAAUUGCAUAUCAAUGUACCUGGGUUUGAUGAGCUCACAGUGUUUGUUGGCACGAGAUCACGGAGCCGUAUCUUCCAGCUGAGUCCACCACGGAAUGACAGAAGAUAUCACAUCAUCGUCACUGUUGAGGUUGACCACCUCACUACAAAGGUUACAGUCAGAAGUCCAUUACAGAUCCUCAAUGACAUGCCUUUGCCCAUCAAUAUUUGCUUCAAGAAGAGUGUGAUAGAGAUGCUCGGGUCGUCUCUGGGAGAACUACACGCAAGAGUGGUGUCUCCAGUGAACCCCUUUGAGGCUCACAUACCUAUGGUCACCCUUCAACCUGACCAAGUUUUCACCGUGCCAAUUACCAUUGCAUAUCACUCCACACUCCACAUCCAACCUGCUGCUUUUGAUUAUGGCAUCAGUUCGGCAGGAGUUUGGUGGAAGGACGUAUUGUCAUCCACGUGUUCUUAUUUACUCACCUGUAAACCUAAGUCGGAGCACGACCCCAACAUUGCUGCUGCUGUGACAAUUCAGGAAGGCUUCAAGUUAAGUUCUCUCCAGUGGGAAGGUUUGGGUGGAAUUCUUCCCAACUACACACUGCGUCUAUCACCGCCCCUCACCCUCCACAACCACCUUCCAUGUACCUUAAUUGUUACAAAUCCAGUUCUUGCUCAACCCCUCACCCUUGACCCAGGUGCUCCUACCACUCUGUAUAAAGUCAAUCUGGAGGAGAAAGUCAGCUUACAGGUUCAGGUGUGCAAUUACUUAGGCAGUGAUUGGGAAGGCUCUCUAGAAAUAGGUGCAGAGAAAGGUGAUGAUCAUCGAACACUUACAUUAAGUCAUGGAGAUGGCAAUGCCCGCAGAAAACUUGAAGUGGCACUCUACACUGUCAGAGAAGGUUCAAUCUCUGUUUAUGUCUAUGCUCCAUACUGGAUUGUCAACAAGACGGGACUUCCGCUGCGUAUUCGAGGAUCGAGAUCAAAAGUUAUUUAUGAUCUGAAUGGGUCAGAGGACAUUGUUUUAUUCCGGUAUAAGAGAAACUACCCACAUAAACUUAAGAUCAGAGUCAUCGAGAGUAACUGGUCUCGACGAUGGAGCUGUGAAGCAGUUGGCUCCUGUGGGGUUGUUGUCUGUACUGACAGUCUCCGUGGCAAGAAAUACAGACUCUUAGCUAAAGUGAAACAGUCGACCCUCACAGCACAAGCACCAAAUGAGGGAAGUCAAGGGAAAAACCGUGGUAAACUUCACCUGACCAAAAUAGUGACACUGAUGCCUUACUUUUUGAUACGUAACCUGACCGCCCGACCUCUCAAGUUUAUGCAAGAGAACGACAAAGUGGAACUGUGGUAUGAUAUCCACCCCCAGCAGUGUAUGUCAUUUUGGCCAGACAGUGAAAACAUGCACAUGGUCGUUCGUUACCGGGACCAGCAAGUGAGAUCCCAACAUUUCCACUUUAAUUCCAACCACUCAACUGUUGUUCGGAUGGAAAAGGGGAGAGCACUGAAUGCCAGUGUGGCAGGGGUGGGGUCUGACCAUCCAGUGACAAUCACCUUUGAUAGAUACCAGGCUGGUGAUGCACCAGUUAGAAUUGAGAACUGGUGUGAGGACGUACACCUUCGCCUUCACCAAAAAGGCUCUAACCAGACUCAUCUCCUUGCACCACACCAGUCACAGUUGUACACGUGGGAUGACCCGACACUGCCUCAUGAGCUGCUGUGGAAUAUCUACAACAGAAAGAACGAAGACAUAGUCGCUGUUAUUGAUAAGGAUGACCACGGGAGUAAAUGCGUCACCGUCACGUCACUUAAGCCUGGCAUUGUGCGAACGAAAUCCCAGUCCAGCGUCGGCACUCCUAAAACUAGACCCAAGAGACUCGGUCAGCGUCAGCGGGCUAAGACCACAGUAUCGGCUUCUUCAACAGACUCCGACGAUGAGACCGACAGUGCCACUGAUAAAGGCCACAACCAGCUCCUAGUUCCUGACCACAAGUCCCAGCUUGGCAGGACACGGAGAGACAAGAUGCUGGUCCACUGGGUGAGCUACAAGCAGGGGAGUCAGCGAGUGUUGCUCUUUACUCAAUCUGACCAUCUGGCUGCCACCACCCGCCUCCCCAUGGAGAGAGCCACUAUUGAGCUAUGCCUUGCUAUGGAGAAGAUUGGCUUAUCUCUUAUCAAUGAUGGACAUCGAGAAGUAGCGUACAUGAGCUUAAUGCCUGAAGCAGCAAAGUGGGAGCUGGAAGUUGAUGGAGUAUGGAAAGUUCCUCCCAGUUUAGAACUUAUAGCUUGGUUAGAAGACCAGUACUUACAUAACAAACACUCCAAGGUUAACCUCAAAGGCUCACUACAAAUCAAAAAGAAAGAAAUUAAGGCGGAGGUGGACCUAUCAAAGAUGUACAUGACGCGGCCCUUCAGUGGUAAGCUCCGGCGGUCAAAACGGCCCGCACUAUGGCUCCACUACAGACACUCGCACCAUUAUACCUACGCUUCCACUCAGAUCCAUCGCAUACAGGUUGAUAACCAGCUAAUGGAUGCAGUAUUCCCCACAGUCUUUUACCCAACCAACGAAAAUGGAUCUAACCAGCCUUGUGUCUCAUCAUGUCUGCUCCUUCAUUCUGCUGCAGGACAACUCACAACCAUAAAGCAUUUUAGCUUUGUAGCGCAAGAGUUUUUCUUAAAACUUGACAAGGGUUUCUUGUUGUCCACCUACGAUGUCCUGGAACCUCUUCUGCCCAGCCUUCACUCCAGCAAUAUUCACACAGAACUGAAGAAACUUAGGACACCUGUCACCUUUUCUGCCAUGAAGAACCAACAGACCAACGAUGAAGGUCCCCUUGUGGAACGAGUCUGUGUUGCAGGUCUCCAAGUGAGAAUAUCUUUUUCACCAAGAGGCACAGUCCUAGGAAACCAAAGCAACCAGAAUGAUGUGUUGGAGUGGUUCCUGACAUCACUGGGAGCAACACUGACUGAGAUGAAGAAUGUGUCUAUCAGAGUUGGACAUUAUGAGAGACAGUCCAUCCCUUGGGACAAGUUGGUGCUGGACUUCCUAGACCAUGCCAAGUAUCAGCUCGUACAACAGGUGUAUGUAUUGGUGCUUGGGCUAGACAUCCUGGGUAACCCAUAUCAGAGGCUGCGUGACCUCUCGCAGGGCGUCAAAGACCUAAUAUACCAGCCAGCCUUGGGAAUCAUAGAAGGACCUGAUGAAUUCGCGGAAGGAAUUGCUCGUGGUGCACAAAGUUUGAUGGGACAUGUGGUGGGUGGCACUGCUGACAGUCUCAGCCUCAUCUCUUCAGCUCUUGGGAACACCAUUGCUGUGCUCUCUUUUGACCAAGAGUAUAGAAAGAAGCGUGAGCAGAGGCUGGAGAAGCAGAGUUCAUUUCCUCGUACGCUUGUCCGGGCUGGCCACACCUUCGUCAUGGGUGUUGUUCUGGGUGUUUCAGGUGUAGUUGUCAAACCAAUAGCAGUUUCAGGGAGUAGGCUACCAGGUGCUCAGCAAGACGGAGUUGAAGGCUUUUUCAGAGGUCUUGGUCGAGGCAUUAUGGGUCUUAUUACAAAGCCAACGCUUGGGGUCAUUGACUCUGUGGCAAUGGCUUGUGACGGCAUCAGGCGUUCAAUUGACCUUGGACAUGACGUUAUUAUGAGAUCCCGGGUACCUCGCCAUGUAUCUCCAUACAUCGCAAUGCGUCCAUAUGACAGCCAUGAAGCUGCCGGCAUGUUACUUCUAGCAUCUCUUAGUCAUGGCCGUUAUAUACAAACUGACUGGUAUAUUACCCAUGCCACUCUCUCUGAAUCAGACCGACCUGAUAUUAUUUUGAUAUCAGACAAACACAUCUUCAAGCUGGAGCGCUGCAGUAUAUGGGGCGGCUGGGACAUCAGCUGGAAGGUUGCGGUGAGGAACCUUCUGCAUCAGCCAGAAUUAAAAGAUCAAUCUAUAUUAUUGGUGCUCAGACAGGAUGAAAGCCAUAGUCAGUUGUCAGGAUCCGAACAUGAAAUCAAGAGUAACGACACUGAUGUGUUACUAUUCCUGGUACGCUGGAUAGAAGUCUUGACAACACUACACAUGGUGGACCAGCCUUGCCCAGCAAAGCAGUGAAUAUGUUACACACUGUUUUACCAUUUUUUUAUUAACAAGUUUAGGAGGGAAGGAAUGUAAUGUUAACAGUAGAAUUUUGAAGUACUGUUGUAGUGUAUUAAUUAACUAACCAGUAUAUGUACAGUACAUUUUUAGCCAGAGUAAAAUAUCCUUGCAGAAUACUGUAUACAGUCAUCCCUUGGUUAUAGUGCACUUGGUUAUCACAAUUUUUGUUAUCAAGCCUCCAUCAAAAUCUGCACACCUGCUGUUAUAGCGCAUUUCUCAGGCCGAGAAUUUAGUUAUCACACAGUUGCCUCCAGGUGUAUUGUUACCCCCUUGCUUCACCUACAUCUAUUGAGGAUAAAAUCUUUCACCUACAAAUUGACAAUAACACAUUUGCUGGAUGAAAAUGGGUGGAGGUAACAAAACUUGAAAGCAGUUGUACAAACACAAGCACUCACACAUGCCACUCAUACUAACAGACUUGACACUCACUUACUUGACAAGUUUUACCAACCAUAAAGACAGUUGAAGCUUUCAACAUUACUCACA
Homarus americanus (American lobster) is the source of this 5253-nucleotide messenger RNA. Its product is annotated as vacuolar protein sorting-associated protein 13C-like. Lineage: Eukaryota; Metazoa; Arthropoda; Malacostraca; Decapoda; Nephropidae. Gene Ontology annotation, biological process: protein targeting to vacuole; protein retention in Golgi apparatus. Gene Ontology annotation, cellular component: extrinsic component of membrane. The coding region runs from base 1 to 4722 and encodes 1573 amino acids. The transcript has 34 exons. The record is from RefSeq and is a predicted model, not a curated record.